Molecule: messenger RNA, 5436 nt
Organism: Bolinopsis microptera
Lineage: Eukaryota; Metazoa; Ctenophora; Tentaculata; Lobata; Bolinopsidae
Exons: 8
Coding region: 102-5285 (1727 amino acids)
Source: RefSeq, a predicted model, not a curated record
AACUGCGAGUGCAUAUCAUUUUCUAGUCAGUCUCCUGGUUCUUUAGUUUUAACAGCUUCAAUUCGCAUCAUUCUUUUUGUUUGUAUUCAUACGAUGACCCAAUGAGUUUAGAUACCCUAACUCGUAAGGUUCAUCUUGCUAAACUAAAGGGAUGGAAAACUGGUCAAAUUUACGGACAAUUGACCACUGAUGAAACGUGUCUUUCUAUCAUUCUCUACGGAGUGAGCUUUGGGAAAGACCAUUAUACGUGGCGUUAUUUUGAAACAUGGACAGCAUUGUUGACGACAAUAAUCUACCACAAAGACGUUUUUAAGCGCAUUUUUUCUUGCUUAGUCUCACUAGAUUGGUUGCAACGGCCGUUCACUCUUGACGAAGUACGAGACAAGUACAUAUCAUUAGACUCAACUACUCGUGAAAAUGUUCUUAGAGUCAUUCUAGAUACCUGCAAAGUUGGUGCCAGACAUGUAAAUGAUCUGCUACAACUCAGUGCCGAUGGAUCUAGUAGUAGUCGUACUAAGCGACCAUCUUCAGAUAGCACUCAACUUGAAGGACCUUCAAGAGCAAGGCAAAGAAGCGGACAUGAAGGACAAUUGAGUGUGGGGAUGCACCAGAUUUCGAUAGACGACGAGCAGCCAGGACCAUCGACAACUUCGCAGCAUAUCGAUGAAGUUGGGAGCACCACAACUGAUAAUAGAGAAUCAGAGAUUCAAAGGCUGUGUGCUUUAUGUGACGAUGGUACAGCGGUGUUGAUAAAAAUGCGACUUGAUGGUGCACAGACCCUUAUAGGCCAUUUAGAGAAAUUGGGGGAUUUUCACAAAUUAGAAACUGUCAAUCAGCACUUAAUCAAAAAAACAUUACAUGUCCACCAGAGCUGUAGAAUGGACGUGGUUAAUGAUUUUCAUAAACUCUUGAAUGAAGCCGAAAACAAGAAGAAGGGGCCUCGGCGUGUAAGUAAAAGGGGCCGAGGAUUUGAUGACAGUAACGAUACCGAAGAAACUAAGACGAUCUUACUAUACAAGGAUAAAUGUAUUAUCUGCCUCAAACCACUAAAGCACGCUCGAAAUAAUCGAGAUCGAUACAAGGAUAAAUACAGAACAAUAUGCACAAUCGAAGUUAAAGCGAGUCUUGAGGAAAUGUGCUUAGCGAGGGGCGACGAUUAUGCAAUGGAAGUUUAUGGAAGAUUGCAGGGUCUUAACGAUCUUGUUUCUGAAGAAGCUAUGUACUGCGAAAAUUGUCAUAGAGACCUUUCGAGACCACCUAAAUCCCGCGAAGUCCAGGUGGGUAGGUCGACAGAUGGAGACAAAGAAAAAACAUUCAACCUUCUCUGCCAAUGGAUAGAUCAAAAGGCAGAGCACGGGGUAUUCACUUUGGAGUUUCUUUAUUGCAAACUUCAGUCGUUUGUCGAUGAAAAUGACGGGAUCAAAGACUGUUACACGCGAAAGUAUCUUAAAAUUAAACUUCUAGAUCAUUACAAAGAAAGUAUAUACUUUACAAAUGAAGAAAGAAGGGCAGAUGUACUUUGUUUUAAGGAUAAGUGUAGUCAGAUUCUGAGGGACUAUUGUAAGAACGAAGACUUGUCUCUAGAACAGCAGAAACUGGAGCUUAUGGCUGCUGCAGCAAAAGUUUUGAUGAACGACAUUAAAACAAUCCCCAUCAAUGGGAAGCUUUACCCCACUGUUAAGGAGAUGGCAGAUGAUUACGAUGUACCCAACUCUUUGACGUACCUUUUGAGUACUUUACUUAACUCGAAGAAGCAUGUAAAUGUAUGGGCCCAGAAUAUAGUAUCAGCAUUAAGACCAAGGUCAGGUCCUAUGCCUAAGCAGCUUGGAGUGGCUCUCUUGUUGGACCACAAGUUUGGUUCAAAACAUCUAAUCGAACAGAUUCACAAACUAGGAUACUGUUCAUCCUAUCCUGAAGUGCUCCAAUAUAAAUGGUCGUAUUUAAAGAACAAGUAUUCCAACCACCUCGAACCUAUACCUGAAUAUGUGGCUGUGGAAGAUUUUCAAAUUGCAUGCAGUGAAGACGAUGAAGAUGAAGAUGUGGAAAAUGAAGAAGAAGCUACUGAUGAUGAAAUGGAUAAAAGUAUAGAUUUUGGUGAUGAAAGUGACCGUGAUAGUGAAAUAAGCUUUGAAGAACAGGUCGAGACAGAAGAUUUCCCAGUUCUGAAGGAGGUUGAGCAAUUUGUUGGCGAUAAUAUUGAUUUGGCGAUAAGGUCACAAUAUGGCAAUACUGCCUUCCACGCUAUGGGUCGAAUGAAGAUUAUCUCACCAGCACCCACGGAUGUUAUCGAACCUAUUAUUGAAAGACAACGAUUAAAGCCUGACGAAAAAGCAACUUUGCUUAAUGAUCUAACAAUAAAGGUUUACCCCUAUCACCCCCUCAAAGAAAAUGGUCUAAGCACAGUCACAUUCAGGCCAUUUGAUAAACUACAGCGAAAGUUUGUUUAUGAUACCUCUUGCCUUGGAGACACCGCUUUUUAUGCAGCGUGGCUCAUUUUCAUGAAACUUACCCAUGCCAAUCCUCCCGUCAAUUGGAAAGGUUUCAUGAAAUCGCUGCAUAAGCCCAAUGUGAAGGCAAGAUCACAAAUUGAGUUCCUGCAGAUAAUCGAUCAACCCCCAGACAGCUACUCAACAGUCUAUACAACACUUAUUGAGUGCUUGAAGACAGCCUCAAACAAACCGAUGAUAAUCACCUUCGAUUUACCACUUUGGUUGAAGGCUAGUCGGAUAGUUCUCGAGAAAGGAAUGCCAGUUAUUGUUAGGCUGGGAGGCUUCCACACCCUGAAAAGCUUUUUGGGGUGUGUGGGUUAUAUCAUGGCAGACUCCGGACUGGAAGACCUUAUGAGAUUAGUCUACCCUGGGGAUGUAACUCACAUAAUGGACGGUGGAUCCUAUUACAAAGCACUGAGGGCCCACUUUUUAAUAGAUUGUGCUCUCUGCUGUUAUUUAUUUGAGGACAAAAUAGCAGAGGAGGAUCUUGAAGAAAUGGCUAGCUACAUUGCCAAGUGUAGCAAUGAAAAACUCGGUGUAAACCACAAGACCAGAGUCGUACAAGAGUUAUCAGAGCGUAUAAAAAAGAAGUUCGAGAUGUUAUCGUCGAACAGCCGCACAGCUGCUCUUUGGACAACUUAUCAUGGUUUCAUUUGCUUAAUAAAAGAUUUUAUAAGAGCAGAACGGUUACAUGACUUCGAUCUACAUCUUGCAAUUGUGGCUAAGAUGUUGCCUAUCUUUGCAGCAGCAGGUCGAGGUCAGUACUCCAAAGCUCUACGGCUGUAUCUUGAGCAGAUUACCGUACUUGAGAUUCAGUAUGGGGCACUAGUCAAAACGUUCAAGGUCGUAGGUCUGCACACAGUUCGAUAUAAUGAACACGAGUGGUCUGGUGUGUGGACAGACCUGUCGAUCGAACAGCGACUAAUGAAGGCUGCAAAGUCAUCAGGGGGUUUGUCUGGAGGGAGAAUGCGAACUCAUGAAUCUGCCCAUCAGUUAUGGACUGCAACCCUCAAUCAAAUGGCGUUGAUAAACGAGAGUGUCGAUGAAGCUAUUGCAGACUUAUCCAAUAAAAGAACAACAACAAAAGCCUCUAGUGCUAAUCACUCAGAUCUUAGCAAAUCUUCUGUACAGAAAAAUAUUGCAGUGUUUACCAAGCUGUUGUGUUGGUUUAAAGAUACAGCUGAUUUCGACGAAUCUGAAGACAAGACUAAAAUGCUAUCGUACUCAACGGGUCUCAUAUCACAGAAAGAGAAGGAUAAUGUCAACCCAGAAGAUUGCAUUUCAGUUGGUACUGCCCUCCAGAAAGAGCUGGAUGGCAAAAGCUUUAUCGAUAAGUUUCGAGUUAAAGGCAAAGUCGGAAACUUGACCCUUCUAAAGAAGACAGUGAGGGUGAACGAAAAAGACAUUGUGAUAGACUCAUUGACAAUUUUUAAUCGGCUUGUCUUCGCAUCUGAACGAGAGUCUACACUGGAGGAAAGCUUGCAAUAUGAGCUCACAGCAAUGCCGAUGAGUCUUUUUAACAAUGAGCAGAUGAUGAGAAAGGCAAACAAGGCAGCCCUUGGGCAAUACCUCAAGAAUGUUGUUGAUUGUACUGUGACAUUUAGCAACCCAUCCUCCCCAUUAAUAAUUGAUGGUGGAUGGCUACUCUAUCAAGUUACCUCGUUCACAGGCUUUGAAACAUACGGCGACAUAGCUAAUGAAUACCUUAAGCUAGUUCCGAAAUCCGAACAGCGGAAAGUGAUUGUUGUGUUUGAUGGCUAUGCCCGAUCAACAAAAGAUCAUGAGCAUCAGCGAAGAAUCAAGGCAUACUGCUCUGAUAUAGCUAUUAAAAGUACUACUGUGUGCACAGUUCCGAUGAAAAAACUGUUCAGCAACUCAAAGAACAAGCAUGAGCUUAUAAAGCUUCUGUCGAACGUUUUUACAGAACAUGGAAUUGAAGUACAUGUAGCUACUGAUGAUGCUGAUACCAUGGUAGCUAGUAAAGCUUUAAACUUGUCCUUCUACGAAGAUGUUGAGGUAAAAGCAGAGGAUACUGAUAUACUUUGCCUCCUUAUUCAUCAUUUUACUGAGAAUCACAAUGAAAUUGUGAUGACGACCAGAAACGGCUCACACUCGAUCAGUAAAAUAGUAAAUGCUCUUGAUGCCAACAUAAAACGCAUAUUACUGUUUAUUCACAGUUUCUCAGGAUGUGACACGGUCAGCAGUAUACAUGGCUUUGGUAAGGUGAAGAUAUUGAAAAAGGCAAUUUCUUUUCAUGAGGAGGGUCAUUUAACAUCCUUACUCUCUGUGAGAGUUUCAACAAAUGAAGUAAUUGAAGCUGGCCUCUCCUUGUUUCAACAUAUCUAUGGAGAUACAACCAAGGCACUUGAAACUCUCAGAUUUCUCAGCUACAGUAGAAUGAUAGCAAAGAAAAAACUCAACCCAUCAAGGCUACCACCGUCUACAUCCUCUGCAACUGAGCAUAUAUUAAGAUCAUAUCUUCAGUACCAUAACUGGGUGACACUCGACACUGCAAGUCUAAAUCCACUACAUUAUGGAUGGGAGAUGAGUUCUGAAGGAUACUACCGGCCAAUCCCGACUAAAGCUGCGAUUGCCCCGGCAGGGAUGCUCAACCUCAUUUGCUGCAAUUGCUCGGUGGAGGUUGAGAACCCUUGUAAGUACUUAAGGUGUUCCUGCCGGAAGUAUGGCUUUAAAUGUCUACCUGCAUGUGGCCAAUGUCAUGGAUUAAGUUGCACUAAUGCACCCGAAAGACAGGACGAUUCAGGAGAAUCAAACAACUCUGAGGAAAUGGGAUAGCCAGAAGUGACCUAAUAUUUACCAAUCAAAGACACCAUGCUAAUAAUUCGGGAUCUUUUUUUACAGAAUUUGAUGUGAUAUGUAUAUUAUUUACUAUACUAAUAUAAGGAUCAAUUGACAAUUGAAAGUUAAUUUUAGAAUUUGAAUACUG